This is a messenger RNA of Cylindrotheca closterium, 1092 nucleotides long. NCBI's taxonomy places the organism in Eukaryota, Bacillariophyta, Bacillariophyceae, Bacillariales, Bacillariaceae. The record is from the annotation of a GenBank genome assembly.
AUGGCGCUACUACGAAGACAUCAUCUAAAAUCCUCUAAGAAGUUGACCAAAAAUGGGUCAUCGUUCGCAUUAGCAACCAAAGCCAAUAAGGUAUCGACCACCUCCGUGGCCAUUCCUGUGCCCACACGACGUGUUUCCGAUCCAGAUAUUGAUACUAGACAUCAGCAUCAUCAUCAGCCUCGAGACUUGGCAUCUAGUGAAGACGCUUCGAUUGCUUCUUCAUCUUAUUCAGAUGAGGUCUCCUGUCAACCUGUGAUCAACCAACUUCGGUCAUCACAGGAUGAUGGCGCUCCCGUGAUGGGUCUGAACUCUUCCACACCAAAAUCCGUCUCAAUUGUACCCGAAUCAGUAUCGGAAUCAAAAGAUAGCACUUUGAAGACACAACCCAAUGGUGGUAAUGCACAAUUGUCCUUUCAAGACAUGUUUCAGAAAUGGCAUUCCAAUCGUAUUGUCAAACGAAGGCUUCCGUCUGUGCAAGCCUUCCCUAAAUUGUCCCCAUUCGAAGGCUUUCAUGAAUCUAAUACUGCACAAGGUUAUACCUUUGGUCCUUACUUUGAUCGCUGGUAUGUCAAACAGCAGAAACGGUCGGCUGCGAUGCCGUCGCCAAGUUCACGAAAACGACCCAGUCCCAUCAACUAUCCUUCCAAUUCUGGCGACAAUGCAGUGGCUUCACCAAAUCCCCCCGCUCCCAAGAAACAAAAGUCUCAGUCUGAAGCAUCUUCGAUUCAGCAGCAACGAAAUCUGAAUAGCCUUCACAAAUGGAAUGCUGUCAAUGCGCUGUAUCGAUCCGAGAUUGUCGAAUUACCGGUUUCCUUUGUUCCUGGACCUUACACUGUGAUCAUGGGACGCCGACUCAAGGCCCCAGGCUGCGUCCAUCUUCGCUAUGUAACGGAUCAAUAUGCCAAGGAAUACAAACAGAGUGACGCCAUGGCCAAGUCGCGGAUUGUCACCCUCAUCCUCAAGAUAAUCUACGAAAAGGCUCCUAUUGGGGCCUUUGUCAGAUGCAAGGCACGACGCUAUUACGAGGUGGAAGACUUGAUUGCCCGGGAAAAGAUUGUAUCCGAACUCAUUGCGGGUGGGUUGCAGAUUUAA